Punica granatum (pomegranate) is the source of this 2221-nucleotide messenger RNA. NCBI's taxonomy places the organism in Eukaryota, Viridiplantae, Streptophyta, Magnoliopsida, Myrtales, Lythraceae. The record is from RefSeq and is a predicted model, not a curated record.
AAUAUAAACAAUGAAGGAAAUAAUAAAUUGCUACCUCCGUGAGUAGUUAGGGUUUCCCUGUCCGUGGCUCUCCUUCGCUCCGUUCUGUUCAUCCAACUUCCUCAGGCUCACUCCAUCAACCACCCCAACCUCAGCUCCAUUCAAUACACUCACAGGGUAGCUAGAGCAAGUAAAGAAUGGGCUGGUAGAUAUUUAUGGAGUUUGUCUUUUCGUGACUAUAUUCAUUCUAGUAGUGGGUAGACGAUUAGGCCUAAUAUGGAAACUGGGAAUAGCACUGCACGAGCUGAGGAACUCAAAGCCCAAGCAAAUGAAGCUUUCAAAGCGCAUAAAUAUGCUCAAGCAAUUGAUCUCUAUUCGCAAGCAAUUGAACUGAAUGGAGAGAAUGCUGUGUACUACGCCAAUCGCGCAUUCGCGCACACCAAGCUGGAGGAAUAUGGAAGUGCCAUACAAGAUGCCUCGAAGGCUAUUGAAAUUGACCCAAAAUAUUCGAAGGGUUACUAUAGGCGAGGAGCAGCUCAUCUUGCUAUGGGUAAAUUUAAAGAAGCUUUGAAGGAUUUCCAGCAGGUCAAGCGAAUCUGUCCAAACGACCCCGACGCUACCAAGAAAUUGAAGGAAUGUGAAAAGGCAGUUAUGAAACUUAAAUUUGAGGAAGCGAUUUCUCUACCGGAAUCUGAAAGGUGUUCUGUAGCGGAUUCCAUUGACUAUCAUACCAUAGGGCGGGUCCCCACUCAGUCAUCGUUGCUCACCCCAGUGGCCGUAGUGUCGGCGGCAGUUGCAACUGUGGCGACAGUGGUAAAGUUGGUGGGGCCUGAAGCAGCCGCAAAGGUGGCAAUGAUGCUGGUAGUGGCUGGGGCUUGUUGGUGGAAUAGUGGGCUGUUCUUUGGGAGUGGGAGUCGAGACCUUAACCUAGAGGUGGAGCCACAGUAUUCAGGUGCAAGGAUAGAGGGGGAUGUUGUUACCUUGGAUUUCGUGAAGAAGAUGAUGGAGGAUUUCAAAAAUCAGAAGUCCUUACACAAACGGUAUGCUUUCCAAAUUGUUUUGCAAAUUAGAGAGAUGUUGAGGGCAUUGCCUUCACUCGUGGAUAUAAAUGUUCCUGAGGGAAAGCAUUUUACCGUUUGUGGUGAUGUACAUGGGCAGUACUAUGAUCUCUUGAACAUCUUUGAGCUAAAUGGGCUUCCCUCGGAAGAGAAUCCUUAUCUGUUCAAUGGUGACUUUGUUGAUCGAGGUUCAUUCUCCGUAGAGGUCAUCCUGACUUUGUUCGCGUUUAAGUGCAUGUCUCCAUCUGCAAUACAUCUUGCCCGAGGAAACCAUGAGAGCAAGAGCAUGAACAAGAUCUACGGCUUUGAGGGUGAGGUGCGGUCCAAGCUGAGUGAAACGUUUGUUGAACUCUUUGCAGAAGUUUUCUGCUGCCUACCUUUAGCCCAUGUUAUCAAUGGGAAGGUUUUCGUGGUUCAUGGGGGCCUCUUCAGUGUCGAUGGGGUGAAACUCUCAGAUAUCAGAUCCAUCGAUCGGUUUUGUGAGCCUCCUGAGGAAGGUUUGAUGUGUGAAUUGCUGUGGAGUGAUCCGCAGCCAAUACCGGGGCGAGGGCCGAGCAAGCGGGGCGUUGGCCUUUCUUUUGGGGCAGAUGUCACGAAAAGAUUUUUACAGGAAAAUAAUUUAGAUCUAGUUGUGCGAUCUCACGAAGUAAAGGACGAAGGCUAUGAAAUCGAACAUGAAGGAAAACUCAUCACUGUGUUUUCUGCUCCAAAUUAUUGUGACCAGAUGGGUAACAAGGGAGCCUUCAUUCGAUUUGAAGCCCCUGAGCUGAAGCCUGAUAUUGUCACAUUCUCGGCAGUGCCGCACCCGGAUGUCAAGCCAAUGGCGUACGCAAACAACUUCCUCCGAAUGUUCUCGUGAUCGUGAUCUGCAAACACAACGAAAACUACCUACCUCUACUUUUCUUUUCCUAGGAGAAAAACCGAAACCAAGGUAGCUGUUACUAUGUAAAACGUCUCAAGGUUUUUGUUCCGCUGUGAACUCUUUCCGAUUCAUUUGCAGCAGCAGCAUCAGUGUUUUUCGAACCUUUUGUUUUCCAGAUCCCGAAAGUCGGGAUCGGGCGAAAGUGUGAUAAAGAUGAUGCUGAUGGUGCCAUGUAAAAUAUACUUUGGGCCUUUUGAUUUUCAUUUCAUACUGUAUCUAUUGUCCCAAAACCUGUUAGGCGGAUCAUACUCGGAGUUUGCUA